AAAAAAACGCGGACAUGGGGUUGCGUGCGCUGUUGCUUAGGGUACAUGGGCAUAUGGUACCAGUCAUUCUGAAACAACACAAACAAGUGAACGGGAGGGACAUUGCAACUUCCUCAUAUUACCAAAAGAAAUAUCCGUAUGUGCGGUUUCUGAUAUUUGAUUACGACUGCUAAGUACUUAAAGAGUGCACCAGAUAGUUUACGAAUACAUUAAACGGAUUCAUUCACGGACUGAAUAAAAUACGAGGAGACAUGAUGCUUGAUUGUAGUGCAGGCUGUAAGAUAAUGAAGAGAGGCGAAGUGAUAACGCAGGAGAAGGUGGUGCUGCAGCGUGGCGGGGCUCUGUUCGGCACGGGCUCGUUCUUGCCAGUGGUCAGCCCCACUACGACGCACUCGGGUUUUCACCAGGUGGCCCGCAUGAUGGAUUCGCUGAUCUUAGACUCAUUAUCGCCCUAUACUUUCACCAAGAUCACGACGACUCAUAGGCCCGUGCGGGGCAACAGCUCCAGACGCUCCACGGGUACCCAGCAUCCCAGACAGAGGGCAGGACCCGUUAAGGCACAACACCCAUCUCAGCAAGAGCCCCAUCAAUCUACCGGGGGCGCAGACUCCGGAGGACACAAUAAGACUCCCUCCAACUCUCCCCCGACUGCGUCUGACAAAUGGGUGGCGUCUCUCCGAAGACGUGACCCGGAGAUUCAGCCGGCCCUGCCAGCCAUCAAUCCCAGGGGGCGGAGCUCCAACUUCAGCGUGACCACUAGUCGCAAAUCGAGGUCCGUGGACCGGCUGCCGCGUCCCGGUAAGGACCGGACCAAAGGGACAGGACAAGCGGGCUACGAGGCGCACCUUGUCGAGACGAUCGAGAAAGAUAUCCUGCAGCGUAACCCAGACGUCACGUGGACCAGGGUGGCCGGCCUGCACGAGGCCAAGGCGAUCCUGCAGGAGGCGAUGGUGCUGCCCAUACUCAUGCCGGACUUCUUCAAGGGCAUUCGGCGGCCAUGGAAAGGGGUGCUGAUGGUGGGUCCGCCAGGGACAGGGAAGACCAUGUUGGCCAAGGCUGUGGCUACCGAAUGUGGAACAACCUUCUUUAAUGUUUCCUCUUCUACCCUUACUUCCAAAUAUCGAGGCGAGUCAGAGAAACUAGUCAGGCUGUUGUUCGAGAUGGCCAGGUUUUACUCACCGAGCACAAUCUUCAUCGAUGAGAUUGACUCGCUGUGCUCACAGAGGGGGACAGAUUCAGAGCACGAAGCUUCACGGCGCUUCAAGGCUGAGCUGUUGAUACAGAUGGAUGGCAUCAAUUCCAGCAGCAAUGAAGACAAAAUUAUAAUGGUUCUGGCUGCCACUAACCACCCAUGGGACAUAGAUGAGGCUUUCAGGAGGAGGUUUGAGAAGAGGGUCUAUAUUCCUCUUCCAAAUGAUGAAACUCGCUCAGCACUGCUGAAACUGUGCCUCGAGGGAGUGACCGUGGAUGAAGCUCUGGACAGCAAUGUUAUUGCUGACAAACUGCAAGGAUACACAGGGUCUGAUAUUAGCAAUGUGUGCAGGGAUGCAGCCAUGAUGUCAAUGCGCCGCAAAAUAUCCGGUCGCACUACUGCUGAAAUUAAGAAGAUCAAGAAAGAGGAUGUGGAUCUUCCAGUAACAACUGAAGAUUUUGAUGAGGCUCUGUCACGGUGUAAGAAGAGUGUCUCUCUCAGUGACGUUUCAAAGUACGAGAGCUGGAUGGAGGAGUUUGGAUCCUGCUGAAGAGGUGCACCAAAAAUUCAACACCCCCUAACUCGUGAACAUACAGCAGAAUACAUUCAACUUACAACAUUCCUAGACAAAUACUGCACAUGGAAUAUCACAACAUGGUCACUUUAUAAUGUA
Molecule: messenger RNA, 1865 nt
Organism: Zootermopsis nevadensis
Lineage: Eukaryota; Metazoa; Arthropoda; Insecta; Blattodea; Termopsidae
Gene: kat-60L1
Product: katanin p60 ATPase-containing subunit A-like 1
Biological process (GO): microtubule severing
Cellular component (GO): microtubule cytoskeleton
Molecular function (GO): microtubule binding; microtubule severing ATPase activity; ATP hydrolysis activity
Source: RefSeq, a predicted model, not a curated record